CGCCUGUCUCUCUCUCUCUCUCUCUCUCUCUCUCUCUCAUACACACACCCGCACGCACACACACACACACGCGCACACGCACCCACCCACCCACACACACACACACACACACUCGCGCGCGCGCUCCUUUACUACGGCUGGCGAUGUGACGCGCCACGCUCGCCUUGUGGAAUAGCGGAGGAUCCAGCGCGUGAAGAAGCGGAGGAGUGCGGCUUUGCUUUUUUCCACGGAAAGGGAUGAAGCGACAGCGGAGGACGCCGAUGACCAUGACUGUGGAUUUUCUCACGUUUUUGUGCGCCGUCGCGGCUGUUUCAGGGAUGGAAGAGACGAUCUUGGACACACGGACUGCCACAGCUGAGCUCGGCUGGACAGCGUACCCUGCAUCAGGGUGGGAGGAGGUGAGCGGCUAUGACGAGAACCUAAACACCAUUCGCACGUACCAAGUGUGCAACGUGUUUGAGUCAAGCCAAAACAACUGGUUAGUGACUACGUUUGUACGGCGUCGUGCCGCCCAGCGUGUCUACGUGGAGAUGCGCUUCACAGUACGCGACUGCAGCAGCAUCCCACGUGUUCCCGGCUCCUGCAAAGAGACAUUCAACCUGUACUACUACGAGAGCGACCAGGUGAUUGCCACCAAGGGGGCCACAUUCUGGACAGAGGCGCCCUACCUCAAGGUGGACACCAUUGCUGCAGACGAGAGCUUCUCUCAGGUGGACUUCGGUGGGCGCCUCAUGAAGGUCAACACAGAGGUGCGCAGCUUUGGGCCGCUCUCCAAAAACGGCUUCUACUUGGCCUUCCAAGACUACGGAGCGUGCAUGUCACUGCUGUCGGUGCGUGUCUUCUACAAGAAGUGCCCGAGCGUUGUGCAGAACUUUGCAGUCUUCCCUGAGACUACAACCGGUGCUGAGAGCACGUCGCUGGUGAUUGCUCGUGGGUCCUGCAUCCCAAACUCAGAGGAAGCUGACGUGCCCAUCAAACUGUACUGCAACGGCGAUGGCGAGUGGAUGGUGCCCAUCGGUGGCUGCACCUGUAAGUCUGGCUUUGAGCCUGACAACGGCAAUAUCUGCAGAGCAUGUCCUCCUGGUACUUUUAAGUCCAUGCAGGGCACAGGGCUGUGUCUGCAAUGUCCUCCCAACAGCAGGUCCACAUCUGAGGCCUCCACCAUUUGUGUGUGCAGGAACGGCUACUACAGAGCAGAUGGAGACCUGCCAGACAUGCCCUGCACUAGUGUCCCGUCUGGUCCCCGGAACGUCAUGUCUGCUGUGAACGAGACGUCGGUGACCCUGGAGUGGCACGCGCCUCGUGAGACCGGAGGCCGAAGAGACGUCGUCUACAACAUCGUGUGUAAGAAGUGCACUGCAGAGCGGCGCUCAUGCUCGCACUGCGACGACAGCGUGGAGUUUGCGCCGCGCCAGCUGGGCCUCACCGAUACCCGUGUGUUCAUCAGCAACCUGUGGGCACACACACUAUACACGUUUGAGAUCCAGGCCGUCAAUGGUGUGACCAACAAAAGCCCGUACCCGGCGCAGCAUGUCUCUGUUGACAUCACCACUAAUCAGGCUGCUCCAUCCAUGGUUCCCAUAAUGCACCAGGUCAGCUCCACCAUGAGGAGCAUCACACUAUCAUGGCCACAGCCAGAACAACCCAAUGGCAUCAUACUGGACUAUGAGCUGCGUUAUUAUGAGAAGGAUCUAAUGGAGGUUAACUCGACAGUACUGAGGACGCAGACAAACACAGUUCGCGUAGACGGACUCAGGCCCGGCACAGUCUAUGUGGUGCAGGUUCGAGCCAGAACAGUGGCUGGAUUCGGCAAAUACAGCAAUAAGAUGUGCUUCCAAACUCUCACAGAUGAAGACUAUAAGUCAGAGUUGAGAGAGCAGUUGCCACUCAUUGCUGGCUCAGCGGCGGCUGGUGUGGUCUUCAUCGUGUCCCUGGUGGCCAUUUCUAUAGUCUGCAGCAGGAAACGAGCUUACAGUAAGGAGGCAGUGUACAGUGACAAGCUUCAGCACUACAGUACAGGCAGGGAACUUUCUUUGAGACCAGAUCUGUCUAACUGCCACUCCCCCAUGGGCUGCCCAACCCUGCCAGGCUCACCAGGGAUGAAGAUCUACAUCGAUCCAUUCACCUAUGAGGAUCCCAAUGAGGCUGUGCGUGAAUUCGCCAAGGAGAUUGACGUCUCUACUGUCAAAAUCGAGGAAGUCAUUGGAGCAGGUGAAUUUGGAGAGGUAUAUAAGGGGCGCCUGAAGUUGCCGGGUAAGCGGGAGAUCUACGUGGCCAUCAAGACCCUCAAGGCAGGCUAUUCUGAGAAGCAGAGACGGGAUUUCCUGUCUGAGGCAUCAAUCAUGGGCCAGUUUGAUCACCCCAACAUCAUCCGUUUAGAGGGCGUUGUCACCAAAAGUCGGCCAGUCAUGAUCGUCACGGAGUUCAUGGAGAAUGGAGCACUGGACUCUUUUCUCAGGCAAAAUGAUGGCCAGUUCACGGUGAUCCAACUGGUGGGAAUGAUGCGAGGCAUCGCGGCAGGCAUGAAGUACCUGUCUGAGAUGAACUACGUUCACCGGGACCUGGCCGCUCGCAACAUCCUGGUCAACAGCAACCUGGUGUGUAAAGUGUCCGACUUCGGCUUGUCACGCUACCUGCAAGAGGACACAUCUGACCCCACCUACACCAGCUCACUGGGAGGGAAGAUCCCUGUGCGGUGGACGUCUCCAGAAGCUAUCGCGUACAGGAAGUUCACAUCAGCGAGUGACGUGUGGAGCUACGGCAUCGUCAUGUGGGAAGUGAUGUCAUUUGGCGAGCGGCCGUACUGGGACAUGUCUAACCAAGAUGUGAUUAAUGCCAUAGAACAAGACUACAGGCUUCCUGCACCGAUGGACUGCCCCACUGCUCUGCACCAGCUCAUGUUGGACUGCUGGCAGAAAGACCGCAACGCUCGGCCACGUUUUACCGACAUUGUCAACACACUCGACAAACUCAUCCGCAACCCGACGAGCCUAAAGGCUGUUGCUAGCAUGCCGUCCAUUCCGUCUCAGCCGCUAUUGGACAGGUCUCUCCCUGACUUCAACACCUUCAGCUCAGUGGAGGACUGGCUGUCUGCUAUUAAGAUGUCUCAGUAUAGAGACAAUUUUCUCAACUCUGGCUUCACUUCCCUGCAACUUGUCGCCCAGAUUACUUCAGAAGACUUGCUGAGGAUAGGCGUGACUCUGGCCGGCCACCAGAAGAAGAUCCUGAGCAAUGUGCAGACCAUGCAGAUGAGCCAGUGCCAGUCUCCCACAGCACUGGCAUGACUACAGCAGGCGCCAGUCGACGGGCCAGGCAUCCUGCUCAGCGUGCAGGAGCGGGUGAGCACUGGCACGUCGGAGCGCGCCAGGGUUGAGACGGUCAUUCUGAUCUGAUAAAAAGACGCGCAUGUGCUGAAACACACUCCAGAUCAGUGUGUCUGUAAAGAGUAAACAAAACAGGAAUCCCUGUCUGUCUGUCCAUCUAUCUGUCUCUGGCUGUACAUACAGGAUAUCCAUCUGGCCAUUAAUAAAGCAAAAACGGUCAAUCCAUUUCUAAUACCAAGGACAUAUCUACUAUUUUUUCUUCACUUUCAGUUUGCUCAUGGUUCAUCAUGCUGAUUCUUUUCUUUUUCUUAACUAUUUUUAAACUGUGAGCGCAACUGAGGAUCUACUACCAAGAAAAAAAAAACACCUCCUGAUGCACUUCUUUUUUUGGUUGCUGUUAUAUAUUUAUUUUCUUUUCUAUUGAAACGAAAUACAGCUAUACCUCGUAGUCCUCUGCUUCCCAGCAUCACUACCUGACAGCCGGCUUUGCCAAAGGACGUCUUGAACGGCCUGCGUGUAUAUCUUUAAAUAAAUAUGAAUAUAUCUCUGGAGUAAACCUUCAUAUUGAAGGUGCUUUGUAAAAGAUACAUAUGUGCAUACUUUUCUCCUGCUUGGGUUUUGGGCACAGUGUGCAUUGCGUGGAUAAUACUGGACUCAUGGUAGACUCCAAAGAAAAGGAAUUUAAUGUAGUCAAGCUGGGGAAAUGAAAUGAAGCCCAAAAGGACAAUCUUCAAAGAUUUGUGGCUGUCGCGGAGCAAAACACUGUAGAAAUGUGAUUUAAUUGUGUAUAAACAACUCGUAGGGUAAAGCAAAUGAAACCUUCAGGCUACCAAACUGGACGAUGUAUAUUGUAGAAGUUUCCAUGCUGAUGAACACUUAACUGUACAGUUUUUCUCCUUCUUCUUCUUCUUCUUCUUCUUCUUCUGUUCAUGUUCUUUUUCUUCCUUUCUUUAUGAUCCUCUCUGGGUUUCUCUUGUUCGUUUGUGUUGGAGUGUAUGGUGGAGCUGUCUAAGGACAGCUCUGUGUGUGUGUGUGUGUGUGUGUUUGCUACCUAAACUCUCUGGUACGUCCAUGUUAGUGUUAUUGCACUGUUAAAUAUGCUGUACUGCUGUUCGUCUUCAAAACAGGGUCUUCAAAAUUCGCUAAUCAAGUGUUUACAUGUUCAAUGAACUGAUGAGCAUAUAGUCAGCUAGUGCUAGGAUGAUCAGCAUGAGUCUCUCUCUCUCACACACACAUAUACACACACAAACACACGUUUAAUGUGUGGGGCAUGAAGCACCAUAUGUGUUCUGAUAACAUUGUUGAACCUAGUGCACAAGGUCCCUGACAUCAGUCUGGUGCAAAGAGUGACUGGUCAUCUGUGGCUAGGCUGUACAUCUGCACGAACCUUUGCUAACAGAUGCCUGGUGCCCUAUCAAUGAACACAUUCUCCUGAAGUGAUAAUUGAGAUCACACACACACACACACACACACAUACACACAGGCUUUGGGCUAUGUCCUGCUCUCGCUUCUUUGGUUGCCACGGUGAAAGUAGCACGACCUUGCAUACUCUUAAUGGGGAUGGGGAAGAUGGGAUGGGGAUGCUGGCCUGAGAUGAAGAAGGAAGCAUUAUUCUAGUUUAGAAGUUAAUGAGCAAAAGAUUCAGGGUGAGAGUAUGUUUGCUGAAAGCAAAUGGUCUCUCUCUCUGUCUCUCUCUCUUCCUCCCUCUGACUCUGCCCUUAUUUUAGGCCUUGCUCCAUUCUCUUCUCCUGUGAACAAUAUUAGCAGUGGUUAGGGUUAUGAAAACACAGAGAGGGCUUUCACAGACCAGUGUGUUAGCAAUCAAUGGAUGUGUAUUUAGAGACCACCUUUUCUUCUUCUUCUUCCUCUUUCAGUUCUAGUGCUGAAAAACAGGGCAGGAAUGCCAUUGUUGUACUUCUGAUGGUCAGGGACUUGUAAUAGGCUGCUAUGGGAAAGUGAGAGAAAGAUGGCUGGAUGGAUGGAUGGAUGGACGCAUGGAUGGAUGGAUGGACGGUUGGAUGGACCGAUAGAUGGAUGGACGGAUGGACAGACAGAUGGAUGAAUGGACAAAUUGGCAAAGGUUUCCAGGGAAGAACUCAAGUGACCUGGGCAGAGCCCUGACCUCAACCCCACUGAACACCUUUGGGAUAAAUUAGAAGGCUGACUACACCCCACGCCUUCUUGCCUGACCUCAGCACCCAACCUCACUAAUGCUUUUGAGAUGAAUGGGCCAUUCUUCAGAGCCACACACUAAAAUCUAUUGGAAGCCUUCCCAGAAGAGUGGAUUAUAACUCUUUCCCAGAAGAGUGGAAGUUAUUAUAACAACAAAAUGGGAACUAAAUCUGGAAUGGGAUGUUCAAAAAACGCACAUGGGUGUGAUGGUCAGGUGUCUACAAACAUUUUACUAUAUAGUGUAGGGUGAAUGGAUGGACAAAUUGAUGGAUGGACAAAUUGAUGGAUGGACAAAUGGAUGGAUGGAUGGAUAGAUGGAUAGAUGGAUGUAUGGAUAGAUGGAUGGAUAGAUGGAUGUAUGGAUAGAUGGAUGGAUGGGUGGGUGGAUGGGUGGAUGAGUGAAAGGAAGAAAGAAUGUAUAGAUGGGCAAAUGGGUAAAUUUACCAUUUUUUUUUAAAGUCUAGAUUACUCGCUGGCUGGCUGGCUAGCUGGAUGGAUGGAUAGAUGAACACAUUGAUGGUUGGAUAGAUGAAUGGAUGGAUGGGUGAAAGGAAGAAAGGAUGGUUGGUAGAUUGGGUAGAUGGAUGGACGACUUGGAUGGAUGGCUGGCUGGAUGGAUGUGUUGAUGGAUGGUUGGGUGUUUAGAUGGAAGGAUGAACAAAUGGUUGUAUAGAUGGUCCGUCGUUGGAUGGAUGCAGUAGACGAGUGGAUCGAUGUACCAAUAAAGAAAGGGUUCAAUAAAAACACAAGCUAGUCUGAUAUGUUCUUAAUUAUGUCGCAUACAAUACAUUACCUACAUCAAAUGUUGAAUAUUUGAUUGAGUCUAUAAAAGAUUUUUUACAAUAUAAACCUUCAUAUAAAUCAUGAAGGAGCCACAAACAAUUUAAACCAGGUCACUGUAUCUUGUGGUAAUCUGCAAAGCAAUCACUGGUGUUCUGAUAUUAGUAUUAACUGUGUAAUACAAUAAUAAUGAUCAGAUGUGUAAAUGUAAAGGGGCAUUCUGGCAUAAAACUGGUGUUUAACAUAUUUGUUCCUAUUAUUUAAUACUCUAAUUUUCUAGAUAGCAAGAAUAGCAGAGUAGUACAUCAGUGGGUUUUCUAUUGCUGCCACAUUGUAUUUAUUGCUAUUAUUGUUCUUUCUCUACACUACCUAGCAUGCAUUACUGAAAUGCAUUAUAUAGUUUAUGGAAACUCUAGCAGAAUGUAGCACAAAAGGCAAGAUUCAUUUGAAGAUUUCAUUUCUAGUAAAUAUGUAUGGAGUGGCGAAAGCUAAACACUAUAAGAGAGAUGAUUUUAAUUUUUGCCAGAAUGUCCCUUUAGCUCUUUCUCUACAAUCCAUGGACAUGAAAGUGUGUGUUUCCCUGUUCUUUUCAUAUCUUGCUCCAAUCCGUUUCUCCUUAUUCUACCAAAGAAAAAAAAACACACACACACAAAGAAAAAAGCUGGCAAUGCUGAGUUUCACCUCGAGGAGAUUUAGCCUCAUGUCCUGACAAUGGAUUCAUGUCCAAGACAAUGUGGAUGUGUGUUACACUGGGAUUUGCUGCUUUUAUUCUAAUUUUAUCACUCUUUGCUUGGAGUGUAGACAUACAAACACUCACUUCUGUGCAAUUUUGGCAGAAUUAUACCAGUGCUUCUUUUUUAGCAUGCCAACAGCAGAGCAAGGCAUGUCACGUCUGGAUGUUUCCCUGCACGGCUCACACAUGCGGGCAAAUGCGGGAGAAUAGAUUUAGUGUCUGGCUGUAAGGCUAUGUGUGUGUAGGUGUAUGUGUGCAUGGGAUUAAAACGACUGUCUGGAACCCAGACAGUGUCCUUGUACACAUAUACUGUAAGGGAGAGAGUGAAAGAGACACACACACACACAGUGUGUGAGAGAAAGAGACAUAGAGAGAGAGAGAGAGAGAGAGAGAGAGAGGAUGGACACUAGAAGCAUGGCAUGGACACUCGUUCCCACGUUUAUGUAUAUAUAGAUUUAAAGGAAAUGCCCUUCAUUUCCUGCUUUGUGUCUCUGUAUAGUUAAAACCUGUUUAUUGUGAUGAGUAUGUCAGAGUUUGUAACUGUAACUUUCUGAGAAAUAUUGUACUAAAAACACACUCAAUAAAGAUCUUGGUAGUCCAGAACUCACACAAUGUGAAUAUGUGUUACGUUCAAUGUUUCUAGAGAAAAGGAACCAUGUUUCUUUUUCUCGUUGUAUAUUUAAUUUGAGAGGCAAGAGGUGACUGAGCUUUGAGAAUGAAACCAAUUUGUCAUUGUGUCAAAUGAAAAAAGUGUUGUGUGGGAAAGCGGGUAUCCUAGCAGUGGGAAAAUGUAUGUGUUGAUACUGCAUUGCAGAAUCCGUCAGAAAGAGAGUGAAAGAGAGAGAAAUUAGCUUUGUCAAAUACCAUACACUGAAUAGAGCUGGGUGAUAAUUGGAAUUUUCCCUGACAUCAGAAUUUUAUUUGUUUUAUCAACCUUAUUUCGGAAAAUGCAAUAUUGGUUGGUAGUUUCAUUGCAGCUCGUUGCAACUCUUUAUUAUACAUUCAAAUUACUUCAGACUGAGUUUGGCUGCUUUGGAGCCUGUCAUUAAAAUGCUGCCGAGGGUAAAAUAGCUAUAUUGGGACGGAAAUGGUGGCUCAGUGAUUUUGGGCAACUGGUCAGAAGGUUGUGAUGUCAAAUCCCAGCACCACCAAACUGUCAUGAUUGGGUCUCUGAGCAAGAACCUUAAACCACCAGCUGCUCUUUGAAUCCUGCUUCAGUUGUAAGGCACUUUGAAUGAGUAAAUAUAAAUCUUAAUAUUAUUGCUCUCUCUUUGUGAUUCUGAAAAUGUACCCACUGAAUGUUUGCAUAUAUGGUUUGACUUUUGCCUUCUUUUCUUACGUUCUUUUUUCCUCCCAUUUUGGUCAUUGCCAAUUAGCUAGACUUCCCCUACUGUGUGACAGCUACCACCCAGGAAAGGUAAGGGCUAACAGAUGUUUUCUCAUCUGCGGGUGCAGUUGUGCCAGUGUAACAGAUCAGACUCAGACAGAGAGCGAGGAUCCACGUUCAGAAGAGGUUUAUUGCAGAUCAAGGCAUUGUCAUCUCAGUCCAAUUUCAAAAUGUCAAAAGACAAUUUGGAAGAAGUUCUCAAGGCCAAAGAAUAAAUGAGUAGACAAAAUAAGGGUUCAAACAGUCAAGACAGGCAGCAAUAAAAAUGGCUCCGAACAUUCUCAGUGCAGUAUAAGACUUCGCAAAGAGUUCAUAAAAACCGUGUGCUUAUACAGUGCAAAAAAACAGGAAGUAACCAGGAAGUUGAUUUCAGAGCUU
Molecule: messenger RNA, 8773 nt
Organism: Pangasianodon hypophthalmus (striped catfish)
Lineage: Eukaryota; Metazoa; Chordata; Actinopteri; Siluriformes; Pangasiidae
Product: ephrin type-B receptor 1-B
Exons: 16
Coding region: 237-3284 (1015 amino acids)
Biological process (GO): cell surface receptor protein tyrosine kinase signaling pathway; axon guidance; protein phosphorylation
Cellular component (GO): plasma membrane; neuron projection
Molecular function (GO): ATP binding; transmembrane-ephrin receptor activity; protein binding
Source: RefSeq, a predicted model, not a curated record